Molecule: messenger RNA, 254 nt
Organism: Staurois parvus
Lineage: Eukaryota; Metazoa; Chordata; Amphibia; Anura; Ranidae
Source: the annotation of a GenBank genome assembly
GCCGUAGAUGUUAACCCCUUCCUGCCCAGUGCCAUCAGUAAAGUGUCAGUUUAUUAGCACUGAUCAUGUCAUUGGGGAUGUCAGCGACACCAAGUCAGUUCCCCCCAGUGUCAGAAUGCCCACCGCAGUCCCGCUGUAAGUCGCUGAUCGCCGCCAUUACUAGUGAAAAAAAAAAAGUUCCACUAUAUAUAACGUCAUUUCUAAAAGCUAUAACUUUCACGUAAACCUAUUCAUUUAUACAUAUUGUGAUUUUU